This is a messenger RNA of Trichoderma reesei QM6a, 2183 nucleotides long. RefSeq lists its product as uncharacterized. Bases 66 to 2177 code for a protein of 703 amino acids. The transcript is spliced from 3 exons. The record is from RefSeq and is a predicted model, not a curated record. Gene Ontology annotation, cellular component: mitochondrial intermembrane space. Gene Ontology annotation, molecular function: metalloendopeptidase activity. NCBI's taxonomy places the organism in Eukaryota, Fungi, Ascomycota, Sordariomycetes, Hypocreales, Hypocreaceae. Gene Ontology annotation, biological process: peptide metabolic process; proteolysis.
GUCACGUACGGCUGCAAGCAACCGCCCGCCUUUCGCCAUACCGUCGCCUCUUGACCACCAGCAGCAUGGCUCCCGAGCAGUUUCGCACCCCGCCGCAGAGGCCGCCGGUCUUUACCGCCACGGCCGAGUCCAUCCUCGCCGAUGCCAAGAAGAGCGCCGAGCAGAGCAAGAAGGUGCUGGACAAUGUCGUUGCCAGCGUCGCUCCCGAGACGGCCACUUUCGAAAACACGCUCAAGCCCAUCCUCAUCGACGGCAACGAAUCCUCGGGCCCCCAGAACAUCCUGACCUUUUAUCAGCAUGUGUCGACCAACGACUCGCUCCGCGAAGCUUCCACCAAGGCCGAAGAGCUUCUGAACGACUUCUACAUCGAGGCGAAGAUGCGGGAGGAUGUCUUCAAGCUGGUCAACGCGGCGUAUGAGACGCGGGAGUCCCAGAACCUGGACAAGGAGUCGCUCCACAUCCUGGAGAAGGAACGCCAAAAGUACAUCCGCAACGGCUUGCUUCUUCCCCCAGGCGAAAAGAGAGACCGCUUCAAGGAGAUUCAGAAACGCCUCAGCCAGCUCUGCAUUCAGGGCAAGAAGAACCUCAACGAGGAAAAGGGCGGUGUCUGGUUUACUCCCCAGGAGCUCGAGGGAGUGCCCAAGGACGACAUUGACGUUGACACGCUCGAGAAGGGAACCGGCGAGAACGAAGGAAAGGUCAAAGUGACCUUUAAGUACAACCACUUCACCCCUCUGGUCAAGUAUGCUAUCCACGAAGAGACGAGACGUAGGUAUAUCAUUGCGGAUGCCAACAAGUCAAACAACAAUGUUGAGAUCUUCAAGGAGAUCAUGGUACUUCGAGAUGAAGCUGCUCGACUUUUGGGUUAUGAGAACCACGCCAGCGUUCGGAUUGAGGAGAAGAUGGCCAAGUCCCCCGCGCGUGUGAACGAGUUCUUGAGCGACCUGAGAACUCGUUUGGCCCCUGGCGGUGAGAAGGAAGUCAAGGCUCUCACGGAGUACAAGAAGCGAGACUACGAAGAGCGCGGCAUCCCCUUUGACGGCAACUUUUACAUGUGGGACACUUCUUACUACUCGCGAAUCAUGAAAGAGAAGGAGUACAACGUGGAUGAGGUUGCCAUCUCGCAGUAUUUCCCGGCAGAGCCAACGUUUGCUGGCAUGCUCAAGAUUUUUGAAGAAAUCUUUGGCUUCGUCUUCGUUGAGCUCGGCCCGGAGGAUCGAGCACGGCUGAGCCCAACCGGCAAGGCCGAAGAUAUCUCCUGGCACGAAGAUGUCAUCAUUUACAGUGUCUGGGAUGAACCAGCCAAGGGUGGAGAGUUCUGCGGCUACCUCUACCUCGAUCUCUUCCCCAGAGAUAACAAGUAUGGUCACUACGCAAACUUUGGCAUCGAGCCGGGCUUCCUCACCGUGGACGGAAAGAGGAGCUACCCAUCGACUUCGUUGGUGUGCAACUUUAGCAAGCCGACCGCGACCAAGCCGUCUCUGCUCAAGCACCACGAGGUCGUCACUUUCUUCCACGAGCUUGGGCAUGGUAUCCAUGACCUUGCCGGCCGAACUCGCUACAGCUAUACCCAUGGCACUGCGACGGUGGCUGACUUCGUCGAGGCUCCCUCUCAGAUGCUCGAAAACUGGUGCUGGACGCCGAGUGUUCUCAAGUCGCUGUCGAAGCACUGGGAGACGGGUGAGCAGAUUCCCGACGAGCUUGUGGACAAGCUGGUGAAGACCAAGCAUCUCAACUCGGCCAUUGGCGCGCUGGCUCAGCUCGUCAUCGGCACGUUUGACAUGACUGUCCAUUCGCCCAAGACGCACGAGGAGGCCGAGACGACCAACUAUGGCAAGCUUUGGAACCAGCUCCGCCACGAUAUUUCGGGCAUCAAGGGUCCGGAAGAUGCCGGCGAAACCAUUGAAUGGGGCAACCGAUAUGCCAACAUUGGCCACUUCCUUGGCGGCUAUGACGCCGGCUACUAUGGCUACCUCUACUCCGAGGUCUUCUCCCUUGACAUGUUCCACUCCUUCUUCAAGAAGAACCCCAUGGACGGCAAGGAAGGCCGCCGAUACCGCCACACGGUGCUGGAGCGUGGCGGCAGCAUUGAGGAGAUGGAGUUUUUGAAGGAAUUCCUGGGCAGAGAGCCCAGCACGGAGGCGUUUUACGAGGAACUGGGCAUUUCUGCAAAAUAAGCGUUG